AAAAUUUUUUAACGAUAAUGAGGACAUUAAGUUUACGUUAAGACUGAGGUAAUAAUUUUGUCAUUUAAUUUUAAACUUUCCAAAAGUCUUUCGAGUUAGUCGUACAACUACAAGCACUUGAAUUGGAUUGAUUACUUCCUCGUCUUGACCAAAAGUGAUUUUUACCAAAAAAAAAAAAAUUGUUAUUCCUUUCGAGAAAAAUUAUUUUAAUUCCAAAUAUACCAAAUAUUUUCUCCCAAAUUGCAAAAUAUAACGAAACUAAAAGUGAACGUUUAUACAAAUCGAGAGAAAAGAAAAUAAAUUUGAUUCAAAAAUAUAGAAAUUUUGUAAAAAAAAAUUCAAGUGUAAAAAGUGUGGAGUGUAAAAAAAAUUUUAAUAGCGAAAAAAUAAUUUUUAUUAAAAAAUAGUUUUAAAAAAAUAUAAUUUUUAUAAAAAAUAGUUUUAAAAAAAAAAUAAUUUUUAAAAGACAAAAAGGUAAAAAUGUCCGUUAACGAAGGAGUGAUAAGGGAAACGCAUGUCACAAAUUCAACUUCCGUUAUAUCGCAAAUAAACAAUAAUAUCGAUGAAACAAAUCAAAAGGAAAAAGCGGCAAUAUCCCUAAUGGAAUUGGGUCAUUCGAAUGUGAAUCAAAAUUUAUUACGUAAUUCCGUUGUACAUACAAUUCAUCCAUCCUCAUCGCCAAUAAGUGAUAAUAAUUCCGGUACAUCAAUGACAAGUUGGUCAACUGAAUAUCGAAAUUAUGGACAAAGUGAAAAAAUUGUUAAUUUCAAUGAGCAAAUUAUUAAUUCCUGGGAGAUGAAGACUGAUCAAAAUAUGAAUAUGGAUAAGGACGAUGCGAAAAUAAAAGGCGAACAUUCAUUUUCAACGGAGAAAUUAUACGAGAGUCAAGAUUCAGACGCACAGAAGAAACAAGGAAAGAGCAAAAGAUCCCGAACCGCCUACACAAGCGGACAAUUAAUUGAAUUGGAAAAAGAAUUUCAUCACGCCCGCUAUUUGCAUCGUGCAAGAAGAAUUGAAUUGGCCACAUCCUUGGGACUCUCCGAGCGUCAAAUAAAAAUUUGGUUUCAAAAUCGUCGUAUGAAAUAUAAAAAAGAACAAAUCAAUAAAUCCACCGGCCAAACAUUUAUUAAGGAUUCAUUCAUUGAAUCAUCAUCCUCAUCAUCGCCACAGCAAUUGAAUGUUAAAACAAUUCCCGACAUCUCAUCAAUGCGUCGCGAUUAUACAAGUUCAAGCAAUCAAUAUGGUUAUCCAUCUUCCUAUACAAUUGGAAAUUCCACUUUAAAAACAAAUUUAAUUGUUGAAAAUAAUUCUGACCAUUCGACGCAAAAUUUUAAGGACAAUGAACAUUAUUUGGAUUCAUCAACUGUCUAUCAGACAUCGCAGGCAAAUGAUUACUAUGAAAUUCCAAGUGUUAGGGAUAAUUAUUUUUCUCAACCACAAGUGUGGCAACAUCAUCCAGGUCAAUAUACAACCUCCUAUCAACAUCAACAAUAUCCCUAUCAGCAUUAUCAACUUUCUCAGGAUGUGGGAAAAUAUUGUUAUGAAUUGCAAAGUGAAAAUUGCAACGAUCUAACUGUUUUAUAAGGGGAAAUAAUUGUUUUAGUUUUAGUGAUUAGAUUAAAAUUAAAUUCAAACAAAAAUUGGAAAAAGUUAAAUAAAAAAAAAUUAAAUAAAAAAAGUUGAAUAAAAAAAAAUUAAA
Molecule: messenger RNA, 1699 nt
Organism: Leptopilina heterotoma
Lineage: Eukaryota; Metazoa; Arthropoda; Insecta; Hymenoptera; Figitidae
Product: homeobox protein Hox-D5-like
Exons: 2
Coding region: 481-1584 (367 amino acids)
Biological process (GO): regulation of transcription by RNA polymerase II
Cellular component (GO): nucleus
Molecular function (GO): DNA-binding transcription factor activity, RNA polymerase II-specific; RNA polymerase II cis-regulatory region sequence-specific DNA binding
Source: RefSeq, a predicted model, not a curated record